CCCAGCUGAUCCCGACGUCCCAGCGCGGGGCCUGGAGAGGAAGGACUUCGGCCACAGUUGCCAGAUGGCGCUCUGUGCCAGGAUCUCGAGGCUUAUCCUCCCAGGAACCAUGUCCAGGAAGAGCCCGAAGACUGUGCCACCCAGGCGGUCCAGGGUGAAUGGCUGGUCGCAGCCUGUCCACUACUUGCAGGUCGUGGCCUGGAUCCUGUUCCUGGUCCUGGCCUUCACCACCUUUGGCAUCUUUAUUCCCCUCCUGCCACCCGAGUGGAGAUACAUUGCCUACAGUGUGACCGGCGGGAUUUGCCUCUUCCACCUCUUAGUCCACUUGAUUGUUGUUUCCAUCGAUCCGGCCGAAGCCAAUGUCCGCUUAAAGAAGAACUACGCACGGGUUGUGCCGACUUUCGACCGGUCCAAACACGCCCGUGUCAUCCAGGGGCAGUGCUGCCACCUGUGCGAGGUCCCCGUGACCGCGAAAGCCAAGCAUUGUAGCGCCUGCAACAAGUGUGUCGCAGGCUUUGACCAUCACUGCAAGUGGCUUAACAACUGCGUGGGGAGCAGGAAUUACUGGUACUUCUUCACCACAGUGGCCUCCGCUUCGGCCGGACUGCUGUACACGAUCGUCAUCCUGCUGUACACCCUCAUCCAGUACUUCAUCAGCCCCGCCAGCCUGCGCACCGACCCACACUACAGGAGUAUCUCCGAUCAGAACACGUGGCUGCUGUUCCUUCCGCUCUUCCCUGUGAGGACGAGCACCCCGGUCUUCCUGGGCAUCGGGGUGCUGGUGCUGCUGCUUGAGCUCAUCAGCCUCCUGCUGCUUGGUCACCUGCUCUUCUUCCACAUCUACUUGAGGGCCAAGAAGCUGAGCACAUAUGAUUACAUAACGCGAAACUACCAGCAGCAGAGCUCGAAGGCCCCGGCAGUGAAGAGAGAUGUGACCUCAGAAAGAGAAGAGUUGUCACAGCAGCUGGAUAACCACCUGAGAUCAUCCGUGCAGGGCAGAAAGAAGCUGAAGGAGUUCCUGCCAACUUCCAUGCACCUGAGGCUGUGCUCCACCGCCGUAAAACCAGAGGACACCUCGCCAUCGAAGCAACCAGUUGCCAGCCUGAGUUCAUCUGUACAGAGCGUGAAGCUCACAGAACAGGACUCUACCAUCAGCAUCCUAGGCGAGAGCUCCUCGGGGCUGCAGGAACUGGAUGCCAACCUGAGUUCAUCCACAGUGGGCAGAGUGAAGUGGAAGGAGUUCCUGUCGCCACCGUCCAGGUGCUCAAGUGAGACCUCCCUCAGGACCAUCGGCUCAGAGAGCUCCCUGCAGCUCCAGGAUGCAAAUGAUCAACAAGAAAUAAGGCAGCAUAUGGAAGGAGACAUGGCUGAAAACCAAGGCUCAGCUUCAGGAGCCCAGGGACCUGCGCCGACUGAGAGCCCCUUCCAGGGCUCCUUCUCCGCCAGUAUGCUGCCUGUGGAGUCAGUCCCUGAAAACUACUCUCUCCUGUCCUCUCUGCAUGGCCACAGAAAGGACACGUGGUCCCAGAGGCACUGGGACACCCUCCCCGGCAGCCAGAAGCCCUGGAGCUUGGAGUCCACGGUCAUCAAUGCCUCCGGGAAGCCGAACAACCAGCCGGCCAUCCAGGAGGUGCCCCGUGCGUGGGCAACGGUGCCGUACAUCCAGAUGCCCAAGGGCCUGCCCGUCAUCGAGGAAGAAGAGUGUGGGAUGAUGGUGACCCCCGUCGUCAGCGUGGAGGAGGGCUGCAGCCCCGAGGAGGCCACUGGAUCCGACGACUCCCGCAGGGUCACCAUGAUCGUAACGCCUGAGGACCCGGAGCUCAAGGACCGGGCUCCUCAGCCUCUAUAGAGCAAGCGCAUCCCCCAGGGCCCCAGGACGCCCCCUCCCUCCAGAGCUGCUCACACAGCCUGGCCUCAUUUCCAACUCUAGGAGGAGACCUGGGCCCUGCCAUCCACCGUCAGACCCCGCCGUCCACCUUCAGACCCCGCCAUCCACCUUCAGACCCCGCCGUCCACCAUCAGACCCCGCCGUCCACCGUCAGACCCUGCUGUCACCAUCAGACCCCACACCCUCCAUGAGAGUCAGGAGGGAAGAGGGAGCAUAAGCCCCUCUGCUUCUGGCUACGUGGGAAGAGUUUUAUGACCUCUGCAUUUCACUCACUCUAGAAGCCACAUGUUAAAGACUUUCA
Balaenoptera ricei (Rice's whale) is the source of this 2189-nucleotide messenger RNA. Its product is annotated as probable palmitoyltransferase ZDHHC11B. The transcript is spliced from 15 exons. The record is from RefSeq and is a predicted model, not a curated record. Gene Ontology annotation, molecular function: protein-cysteine S-palmitoyltransferase activity. Gene Ontology annotation, cellular component: endoplasmic reticulum; Golgi apparatus. Gene Ontology annotation, biological process: protein targeting to membrane; peptidyl-L-cysteine S-palmitoylation. Bases 65 to 1849 code for a protein of 594 amino acids. NCBI's taxonomy places the organism in Eukaryota, Metazoa, Chordata, Mammalia, Artiodactyla, Balaenopteridae.